Molecule: messenger RNA, 1059 nt
Organism: Trichoderma gamsii
Lineage: Eukaryota; Fungi; Ascomycota; Sordariomycetes; Hypocreales; Hypocreaceae
Exons: 2
Coding region: 1-1059 (352 amino acids)
Cellular component (GO): membrane
Molecular function (GO): glycosyltransferase activity
Source: RefSeq, a predicted model, not a curated record
AUGGUAGCCAAGUAUAUUGCCGGCCUGCGGGCCUUGCUGGCUCGCCGCGUCGUGACCAUUGUGGCCAUGGCCGCCGUGCUGGCCAGUGUCAUUGUCAUUCUGGUUCGGAUCGGCCCCCCGGCGCAUCUCGACGAUCUGAAGCUGCCGGACAUGAAGCUUCCCGACCUCGACAUGUCGAAAAUCCCGGGCCUGGGACACGAAAAGGUCCACUAUGGGCAUUGCGACCCCAAGAACUAUACCGAUACCAUCAAGGAGUGGAAGACGACGCGGGAGAAGUAUGACAAAUUGAUGGGAGACAAGUUCACAAUUGCAAUGCAGACCUAUAAGCGACCCAAGGAGCUGGACGACACGCUACGCGUCCUCUUGGCCGAGAAGAUCCCCUCGCUGCACGAAAUUGUCAUUAUCUGGAACGACCUCGAGGAGAAGCCCCCGGGCGACUUCAAGUCUGAAAAGGGCGUCCCUGUGCGAUACAGGGUGUCGCAGCGCAACAGUCUGAACAUGAAGCUGCUGCCGGAUGCGGACUUCAAGACCAGCGCGGUUCUGCUUUCGGACGACGACGUAUACUAUAAGCCCGGGGACCUCGAGUUCGCCUUUCAGAGCUGGCGCAAGUUUGGCCAGAACCGAUUGACCGGAGCCAUGCCGCGCUGCGCUACCGCGGAUGGCGAAGGCGAAUGGAAAUAUGGCUUUUGCUCCAAGGAUGCGAAUCAGGACGUUUACUCCAUGAUUAUAACAAACUUGUGCUUCUCGCACAUGUCUUUCCUCGACUAUUACUCUUCCAAUAACACCGUUAUGGAAAAGGUCCGUAAAUAUGUCGAUGAUCACUUCAACUGCGAAGACAUUGCUCUCAAUUAUGUCGCCUCGUAUCUUACCGGCACGGGGCCUCUUCUCGUCACCGGUCGCGAUAGGUAUGUCAGCUACGAGCCUGCCGUGGGCAUCAGCAAGAAGCCUGGCCACUUGGAGGCCCGUACCAAAUGCCUAAACGAUCUGACGGCGCUGUUUGGCUGCAUGCCUCUUGUCAACGAGACGGCUCACAUCCAGCGUGGCGUUGUUGUCUUGUAA